Messenger RNA from Heterotrigona itama, 1821 nucleotides. The record is from the annotation of a GenBank genome assembly. Lineage: Eukaryota; Metazoa; Arthropoda; Insecta; Hymenoptera; Apidae.
AUGAAUUUAAAUCCUAGUGUAAUAAUAUUACCAAGAUACUCUACACAAAAUCACUAGAGAUCGUUUUUGCUUAUUUUUAUGAGGCUAACAUUUGGGGAAACAAACAUGCGCAAAAACAUUAAUUGAUACUCUGUCAUCAUUCAUAUAUAAAAACUAUUCUAUUUGUUAAUAAUCUGUUACUAAUAGAGUAAGCAUGGUGUAUAUGUUAUUUUGAAAGAAAUUUGUGAAGAAGUUAACUUCUUUUUUUUUCAUACAUUGAGAAAACUGAUUAUUAAAAUAAAUAGAAUAUUACUGUAGAAUAUUAUUAUAAUUCAAUUGUAAUAUAUAUUUGCGCGAAAAUUGUAAAAUAAUGUGUAUUGUAUUUUGUUAGUAGUUUCUAAAAAUUUAAAUAGGUUAGUGAAUACGAGUUAUCAAAAUUAUUACAUUUAAAUUAAUUUAUUUAAAUUAAUUACAUUUAAAUAUAGCAUAAUUUAAUACACAAAAAUUCUUAAAAAUAUUUACAGUGUUCAAUAUGUCUGAAUCUGUGGAUACUUCUGAAUUUUCUAAAGAAAAUAUAUCUGCGCAGCCUGAUAUAUCUAUUCAAACUGAUGUUAGAGAGAAGAAACCAACAUGUAUCAUUAUUCUUGGAAUGGCUGGAUCUGGUAAAACUACAUUUGUACAAAGACUCGUUUCGAUAUUGUAUAAUGUAGGAAAACCAUAUGUCAUAAAUUUGGAUCCUGCAUGUAGAGAAGUUCCUUAUCCUGCCAAUAUAGAUAUUAGAGAUACUGUCAAUUACAAGGAAGUAAUGAAACAGUAUAGUUUAGGACCAAAUGGUGGUAUUGUUACUGCCUUAAAUCUUUUUUCUACAAAAUUUGAUCAAGUUAUAGAACUUAUUGGCAAAGCAAGCAAAGAACAUGAAUAUGUAAUUUUGGAUACUCCUGGACAAAUUGAAGUUUUCACGUGGUCAGCAAGUGGUACAAUCAUAACAGAAGCUUUAGCAUCUGAAUUUCCAACAAUUGUAGUAUACAUAUUGGAUACUGUAAGAAGUGUGAAUCCUGUAACAUUUAUGUCCAACAUGCUUUAUGCAUGUUCUAUACUUUAUAAAACUAAAUUACCAUUUAUUGUUACUAUGAAUAAGAUCGACAUUGUAGAACACAGUUAUGCAGUAGACUGGAUGCAAGAUUUUGAGGCAUUCCAGGAAGCUUUGGAUUCAGAAACAAGUUACAUUAGUAAUUUGACACGUAGCAUGGCUCUUACACUUGAUGAAUUUUAUAGCCAUUUACGUAGUUGUGGAGUUUCUGCUGCAACAGGGGCUGGUAUUACUAAGUUUCUUGAACUUGUUAAAGAUGCGAAAGAAGAAUAUGAAAGGGAAUAUAAGAAAAUUUGGAGAAAAAUGAAGAUAAAACGAGACGCUCAACGACAAAAAGCAGAAAAAGAACAAUUUGAGAAAGCAACUCGGGAAGUUGCAGGAGAAGAUAUUCCAUUAAUAACAACAGUUAAUAGUGGAAGAGAAAUAUCAGACAUAUAUUUGAAACACGCUGGUAAUGAAUCGAGUGAAGAUGAAGAAGGUACCGAAAAUCCAUUUAAAGGAGAAGAGGAAGAUGAAGGAGAUAAAAUGGAAGUAGAGUCUUUUACAAAUUUCUUAAACAGACACAAAAUGCAACAAAAGAAACAUACAGUUGGUCAAUCCACGACAAGCAGUAAUACAUAAUUUAAAGAGAAACGCAUAAGUUUUGUUAUUAAGAAAUGAAUUUAAUAUAAAUGCAUUGUAUUUUGAACUUUAUAUUUUAUAAUUACAUAUUUAAUAGAAAAUGUUAUUUUACAGAUUUAUUUGUUAAAUAG